AUGCUCGGCCUCAAGCGAAGGACCAACAGCAUCCCCGUGCGCCUGGAGAAGACGACUCACAAAGGCCGCUACAUCCUCACCGCCGAUGACCCAGACAUCAAAGAAAUCCUCCGCAAAGGCAUUGAACGAGAGCAGGUGGAACGCGGGCACGCCAAAUUGCGCUCCUCCUUCCGCGACCUCCUCUUCACCCCUCGCCUGACGGCCUUCGACCGCCGCAAUCCAUCCGCUGCCCACUCGCCCUUCUUCGGCUUCUUCACCCUCUUCUGGAUCGCCAUGGUACUGAUGCUUGUCAAAGUGUCGAUGCAAAACUAUCGCGACUACGGCAGCGUGCUGGGCAGCAACCAGAUUAUGAAGAUGAUGUUCAGCCAUGACGUCUGGGUGCUGGCGGUAACGGACGGCGUGAUGUGCGCAGCAACCACUCUGACCUAUCUAUUCCAGCUGGUCGUGCAUCAAGGCUGGCUGCGAUGGGAGCGGGGCGGCUGGAUUGUGCAGAACAUCUGGCAGUCCCUCUUCCUCGGCGCUGCCAUUGGCUGGGCGUACUUUCGAGAAUGGCCCUGGACGCACACCAUCUUCGUCGUGCUGCAUGGACUGGUGUUCCUGAUGAAGCAACACAGCUACGCCUCCUACAACGGCCACUUAUCCACCGUGUACCGGAGACGCCAAGUGCUGGAAGGCAAGCUGGAACACCUCGAGCAAAUGGAACCCAAUGCCACCUCCCCCACCCGCCCCACCUUCUUCGGACGCAGUCUAGAUGGCUCGCGACGCAGUAUCGACAGUGCCCUCCCGACAGAUCUUCCAGAGUCCGCAACCAACCCUCGCCCUUCGUUACGACCGCGCACCGCCACCAACUUCACCAGCGAGAAAUCCGACGUCGCCACCGUAGCCCGGGCAAUCGAAUCAGGCGACGCCAUCGACACCACACAGCUGCACACGUUCGAAAACGUCAUCAAAGCCGAGCUCGCCGACCUGACCAAAGAACUGCAAGGCAAGAGCUCCUCCGCGCGCACCGCCUACCCGCACAACCUCACCCUCUACAAUUUCCUCGACUACAUCUGCCUGCCCACGCUCGUCUACGAGCUCGAGUAUCCGCGCCAGGAGCGGACAAACUGGUGGUUCGUAGCGGAAAAGAUAACAGCCACCUUCGGCGUGCUGUGCGUAAUGAUGGUCAUCUCGCAAGCCUUCAUCUACCCGCCCGUCGCCAAAACGGUCCGGAUGAAAGAAGCCGGCAUGCCGCUCGAACAACGCUGGCAAGAACUGCCCUUCAUCGUCUCCGACAUGCUCUUCCCCCUGCUCAUCGAGCAGCUCCUCACCUGGUACCUCAUCUGGGAGUGCAUCCUGAACGUGCUCGCGGAGCUGACGUGCUUUGCCGACCGCGGCUUCUACGGCGACUGGUGGAACUCCGUGACGUGGGACCAGUACGCGCGCGACUGGAAUCGCCCCGUGCACAAUUUCCUGCUGCGCCAUGUGUACCACAGCUCCAUCUCCACCUUCCACUUGAGCCGGAACGCGGCGACGUUUGUCACGUUUUUGCUGUCGGCGUUGGUGCACGAGAUGUGCAUGGCCAUCAUGUUCAAGAAGGUGCGGGGGUAUUUGCUUUGCUCGCAGUUGUUGCAGAUGCCGUUGGUCAGUCUGAGUCGGUCGAAGUUGAUGAAGGGCAGGGAUGUAUUGGGAAAUGUGAUCUUUUGGAUCGGGCUGUUCAUUGGGCCGAGUUUGUUGACGAGCUUGUACUUGGUUAUGUGA
Messenger RNA from Neohortaea acidophila, 1740 nucleotides. RefSeq names its product acyl-CoA/sterol acyltransferase. The record is from RefSeq and is a predicted model, not a curated record. NCBI's taxonomy places the organism in Eukaryota, Fungi, Ascomycota, Dothideomycetes, Mycosphaerellales, Teratosphaeriaceae. Gene Ontology annotation, biological process: ergosterol metabolic process. Bases 1 to 1740 code for a protein of 579 amino acids. Gene Ontology annotation, cellular component: endoplasmic reticulum membrane. Gene Ontology annotation, molecular function: ergosterol O-acyltransferase activity. The transcript has a single exon.